Molecule: messenger RNA, 1065 nt
Organism: Solanum tuberosum (potato)
Lineage: Eukaryota; Viridiplantae; Streptophyta; Magnoliopsida; Solanales; Solanaceae
Exons: 3
Coding region: 223-651 (142 amino acids)
Molecular function (GO): metal ion binding
Source: RefSeq, a predicted model, not a curated record
ACAAAAGGAAGACUUGGUAAAGUUGACUUGGUUGCUUCUUCGUCCCCUCCCUGCUCUUCACUCUCAGCUCAAAAAUCACUACUAUAAAUAACUACAAAUCUAUCAAACACAUUCACAACUCCAUUAUAUUUCUUACUAUUCCCUUCAAUAUUUUUCUCUGUUUGAAAGAAUUUUAAGUGUUGAUUUGCUACUUACUUCCAUACACUUAAUUCAGAUCUGGAGAUGAUGAAAGUAGUGCUGAAGUUGGAGUAUCUCGAUGACAAAGUCAAGCAAAAGGUCAUGAAAAAAGUUUCUGUUGUGGAAGGGGUAGACUCAAUGUCGAUAGAUACAAAGGACAAGAAAUUGACAGUAACGGGAAACGUAGAUCCAGUUGUAUUAGUUUCAAAAUUGAAGAAACUGUGUCACACUGAAAUACUCUCUGUCGGACCAGCAAAAGAGCCAGAAAAGAAGAAAGAUGAGCCGAAGAAAGAGGAUGACAAAAAGAAAGCGGCGGCGGUGGCAGCGGCAACAGCAGCAAUAAAGGCAUAUCCAGCUCCAGUUCUCUAUCAAUAUCAGAAUCAGCAACCUUAUCCACAUUACCCGACCCCUGUUCCUGCUUAUCAGCACUAUUACAGUGUGGAAGAGGAUCCUAACUCUUGUGUUAUCUGCUAACUUCACAUUGUGUUUAUUUGUGAUGGGUUAGUGGAGUAGUUCCAUUCUCACACAUAUCAAUUCUUUUCGGAAUUUUAUCAUACAGUUGGUAUGUGUUCAAUUAUAUCAUUCAACCUCUCUAACUCUACGAGAUAAUAGUAAAAUCUUCAUAUGCUCUACUAGAUCACUUGUGAGAUUUCACUGAAUACCUUGUUGUAUUAUAUUUGGCUGAAGAAUUGAAAGUUAAGAGGAUAAGAGUAUUUGAAGCUGAAAAAGAAUAGGAGCAUUUAAGAAUACAGAUUGUGUUUGGUUUGAAUUUCACCUAGAAAAAAAAGGACUGAAAAUUAUUCCAGUUCACUUGAAAGGCUGUAUAUUGAAGUCAAGUCACCAAUUUUGACACAUUAUAGUUAUCAACGGUUGCAAUUGACUUCAUAA